AUGUAUUGGUUGGUGUUUCUAUUAUAUUGUGCGAGUGCAGCUUCGGUUUCACGAAAGCAACAACCGCAGUCCGAGUUCUCGAAGUAUACUAUUCAGAUGAUCGGUUAUUCACCAAUGCAAAACGACGACUAUGUUGCCGUGGCACGGGAAGCUCCCGAGGGAUACAUCGUUGGCUUCGAGCCUCUGGCGCAUGCUGAUCGUAUACAUCACAUUUUACUUUACGGGUGCGGUGAACCUGCGCAUAGCCAGACUUUCUGGAGAGGUGGUGAAACCUGUGGAAUGGGAGUAACACAUAUUCUUUAUGCUUGGGCCAGAAAUGCUCCAACUCUCUUGCUACCGAGAAAUGUUGCAUUCAGUGUGGGACAUGAAGAUGAUGGCAUCAAGUAUUUUGUGUUACAGGUCCACUAUGCACAACCGUUUGCUGGUGAUGUCAAGGAUUUCUCCGGAGUCACGCUCCAUAUGACUCAUCAAAAGCCACCAAAUCUUGCAGCUGUUCUCCUCUUUGUCUCUUCAGAAACUAUUCCUCCAGGUAGAAACCAGGUGCAGAUCAAUGUAAGCUGUGAAUACGAUGGUGCAAUUGAUUUGCAUCCGUUUGCCUUCCGAACGCAUACUCAUGCGAUGGGUCGAGUAGUGUCCGCUUAUUACAAACACGAUGGUCAGUGGACAAAAAUUGGAGCAAGAAACCCGCAAUGGCCACAGCUUUUCGAGUCUAUUUCCACCAAUCCAGUAAUUAAAAAAGGUGACCUCAUGGCGGCCACGUGCAGAUUCGACUCGCAUGACAAGAAAACUCCAACUCCUAUGGGAUCGAUGGGUGUGAACGAGAUGUGCAAUUUCUACAUGAUGUUUUACUAUGAUUCUACCAAAGAGAAUCCUUUCCCUUGGAGUGCAGUGUGCGGAGGUCGCGAUAGGGCUAAGGAGAUGGUGAGGGAAUAUCCUGUUGAGGGCACACAACUGCUUCCAUCUCGACCUGAUCUCGAACAUCAUGCACAUCAAAGCAAAAUACCUUUCGGUAUUGUCGAAGAAGGAUCGUUCACUAGCAUUGGAGACAUUAGAUUGGGUCAGGUGGCUGGAAUAUCGUUCCAAGGGGACAAUGUGAUCAUUUUCCACAGAGCAGGACGAGUUUGGGAUCAGAGCACGUUCGACCAGUACCAUGUGCUUAUGAACAAGGAACCCAUAAAUGAAGAUGUAAUUCUCAUAGUUUCCAUAACGGGCAAUGAAACACGGAUUGUGAAGAAACUUGGAAAGAACAAAUUUUAUCUACCACAUGGAAUCUAUAUGGACAAUGAAGGUUACCUUUACACUACAGACGUCGGCUCACAUACCGUAGCAAAGUGGAAGCUCAGCGGAAACGAUCUUGUCCAGAUUUGGGAAAGUGGCGUGAAAUUAAUUCCCGAUAGCGAGCGUACUCAUUUCUGCAAGCCUGCUGGUGUAGUCAAAACUGACGAAGGUGUCUUCGUCGCCGACGGGUACUGUAACAGUCGGAUAGUACAGCUGGAUAGCACUACUGGAAAUAGAAUGCAUGAAUUUGGCCUGCCUGGAAACGGACCAGGCCAAUUCAACCUUCCUCACGACGUUGUUAUGACAUCCACUGGUGGUCAUCUGCUUGUAGCUGAUCGUGAAAAUGGCAGAGUACAAGAAUUGUCCACUCGCGGCGACUACAUUAUGGAGUGGACCUCCAGUCUUUUCACAAAUAUCUACUCAGCGGAUGCUCACAAUGACCAUAUCUACAUGAUUCCUGGACGUCCGGACCGUGAAUCUGGUCCCAUCCGUGUGUAUGUUGGUCGUGCUGGCACUGAACUUAUUGAGUUUGCCUUUGGGCCGACAAGCCGUUCAUUCGGACAACCGCAUGUCUUACGCGUUUCGCCUGAUGGUGAACGCAUUUUCGUUGGCGACAUUGCUGCGGGCAGAUCCACAUUGUGGAUGUUCCGGAUACAACACGAGGGUGGUUCAUCGUCUUUGCAUAGUUCGUACGCGUUCACGGGUGCGUUUCGCUCAGCGUCUACUGCAGCAACUGGAACCACAGGGAUUUUAAUUUCGCUAGCUUUUGCUGUACUCGUAGUCGGAUUCGUCGUGAUCCGCAGACGACGAGCGGUUUCUAUUCGUGGCCAUGCGAAUUUCGAUAAGAAGGCAGCCAUGGAGGAGGUCAACAAGAAAGUUGCCGGAAGACUUCAAUGUGGACCAUUCGAUCAUCGUUUGUCAUCAAAAGAAGCUCAUGAAAGAACAUAA
Molecule: messenger RNA, 2226 nt
Organism: Necator americanus (New World hookworm)
Lineage: Eukaryota; Metazoa; Nematoda; Chromadorea; Rhabditida; Ancylostomatidae
Exons: 18
Coding region: 1-2226 (741 amino acids)
Biological process (GO): peptide metabolic process
Cellular component (GO): membrane; extracellular region
Molecular function (GO): copper ion binding; protein binding; oxidoreductase activity, acting on paired donors, with incorporation or reduction of molecular oxygen, reduced ascorbate as one donor, and incorporation of one atom of oxygen
Source: RefSeq, a predicted model, not a curated record